Molecule: messenger RNA, 1158 nt
Organism: Cydia amplana
Lineage: Eukaryota; Metazoa; Arthropoda; Insecta; Lepidoptera; Tortricidae
Exons: 2
Coding region: 194-994 (266 amino acids)
Biological process (GO): DNA integration
Molecular function (GO): nucleic acid binding
Source: RefSeq, a predicted model, not a curated record
UGGAGAUGCUGGCUGAGGAUCCUGCCGAGCAAUAUGGUGAACGCGAGCUGUUCGAGCGGUCUUACUACAAAGAGAUUGCCGCCGCUCGGGAGCUGGUGGACAGGCACCGCAGCCAUCGCGCCAAGGAGGUUCAAUCCGAGCAUCCAAGGCACUUCAUUUGGAGCUUGUUUCGGAUUUGACCAAGGAAGCCUUUAUGGCAGCUCUUAACCGAUUUAUUGGUCGUCGUGGCAAGCCAAGGGUAAUCUUCUCAGAUAAUGGCACGACCUUUGUUGGUACCUUCAAUGAGCUCUCAAAUCUCUUAAAACAAGACUUUGCGGCAGAUAUGGCCGACGCGCAAAUCAAUUUCUCUUUCAUCCCAGCAUACACACCUCACUUUGGAGGAAUCUGGGAGUCUGCCGUGAAGUCCGUAAAGUACCACCUGCGACGAACCCUAGGUCUUACACAUCUCACCUAUGAAUUAUUGGCUACGUGCUUAGUAAAGAUCGAAGCGAUUUUAAACUCACGUCCUCUUACGCCACUUUCUAAUGAUCCAUCUGAUCUAUCCUUUUUAAGUCCAUCUCACUUCUUAAUUGGAAGGCCUCUCACGUUUUUGCCUUACCCUCAGCUCACCAACCUAAAGAUUACCUCACUUCAAAGGUACCAGCGCAUCGAGUUCCUUAAACAGCACUUCUGGAACAGGUUCUCCACUGAGUAUAUUUCUGGCCUGCAACAGAGAACCAAAUGGCAGAGCUCAAGGGGCAAACUCGACGUCGGAACCAUGGUAGUAAUCAAGGACAAGAAUCUACCGCCGCUUAUGUGGCUGCUCGGCCGCAUCGUCCAAGUACUGCCUGGCAGAGAUGGCAUCGCAAGAGUAGCCGACAUAAAGACGAAAAAGGGAGUCAUUCGUCGGGCCUUCAACACAAUUUGUCCUCUACCCAUCCAAGAUCUUGAAGACCCAAGCUCUUCAAUGCCGGGAGUAUAUGUUGGUAACAAUACCGCCGCCGCAUCAAAUUGACUCCACAGCAACAGCGAUGACGUCACGUCACCGGACCGGUUAGCCGGCGACGGGCCCGGGGACCGGUCCGCGGGGGGACGGGCAGAAUCGAAAUAACGGCUCGCGGAACGCACACAUAUCGCGUCGCGUCCAAAUUAAUUAUAAAUAAUAAGAAUAUCUUUGUA